UCUGUAGGUCAAUGCUGUUCCCCUCAAGUCCUCAUGGGUGAUGACCUGUGCAUAUGCUCCUUCUGGAAACCUUGUGGCCAGCGGUGGUCUCGACAACAUGUGUACAGUCUACAACUUGAAGACACCCGUAAUCAAGACCGUGAAAGAAUUAGAUGCUCAUACAGGUUACUUGUCCUGUGCACGCUUCCUCAGUGACACAGAGAUUCUAACCUCCUCUGGUGAUACCACAUGUGCAUUGUGGGAUUUGGAGACUGGAAAGCAGAAGACUGUUUUCCUGAACCAUGUUGGUGAUUGCAUGUGUCUGUCUCUGUCUCCGGACAUGAACUCCUUUGUUUCUGGUGCUUGCGACUCUCUGGCCAAGCUGUGGGACAUCAGGGAUGGCCAGUGCAAGCAAACCUUCCAGGGUCACACGAGUGACAUCAACGCCAUUUCAUUCUACCCUAGUGCCAAUGCAAUUAUCACUGGCUCGGAUGACUGCACGUGCAAAAUGUAUGAUAUUCGUGCCGAUCAAGAAGUGAUCAGUUACCAGGAUGCCGCACUGAACAGCGGCGUAACAUCACUGGAU
Molecule: messenger RNA, 565 nt
Organism: Sinocyclocheilus grahami
Lineage: Eukaryota; Metazoa; Chordata; Actinopteri; Cypriniformes; Cyprinidae
Product: guanine nucleotide-binding protein G(I)/G(S)/G(T) subunit beta-3-like
Exons: 4
Biological process (GO): signal transduction
Molecular function (GO): protein binding
Source: RefSeq, a predicted model, not a curated record